UUUUUUAAACAUCCUAAAAGAAGAAAAUCCAUGUAUUGUGGAAAGCAGUUACAGGUUUGUCUUCCAAGACCAAUACUGUCGCAAGACACAAGGCAGAGGAAGAGGAAGAUGGUUGCUGCUGGUGGCCUAGUCAACUGCUAUUUCAGGAAAUAACCAUUCCUGAGCUGCAAGUAGGAAGCUAAACUUAGAAGCUUCUCAUGCCACUUGUCGAAACGGAGCCCACAAACAAAUGAACCAAAUUGACCUGUGGAUCGCGUUCGUUGUGAAGUCAAGAACCCCGGAAGAAAAUGCAAUAAAUCCAUACAAAUAUCCGAGUUCUCUCAACAACGGAGGUAAGUCUAAGGACCCUGAAUUGUGAAUCGGAAAGCAGCAAUGGCUCAACUUGAACGCCCCCAACGACACGGUGACUCGGAAUCUACUAUCAUCCACGAGCCGAGAAAACUUACGGCCACUCAAAGCCCAACUAUGGAACAAUAUCUUCGAGGGGGUGAAGUUUUGAGGUCGACAUCCUCACCCUCGUCAACAUCAUCAUCAUCUCCGGUCGGGCACCAUGAUGGAGAAGAAGAUCAUGGACACCAUCACAAGAAAUCUGUUCUCACCAAGGUGAAAGAGAAGGCCAAGAAGCUGAAGCACUCACUCAGCAACAAGAAAAAGCACAGUGAAGGUGAUAACUCUACCCCCACUUGGGGUGCAAGCCCAGUCGAGCAUGAAGAUGAAGAGCAAGAUGCUGAAUAUCUAGGAGCCCCAAUGUACGAAUCAGAGAUGGCACCUGAAGGAUACAAGGAAACUGCAAAGCUGCAACCCCGAGCAGUUCCUGUGAUUUCUGAGAAGCAUGUUUUGCCAAGUAGUGUCACUCCGGGAUUUGAACACGAUAAGGAGAAGCCUCCUAGUCCUAACAAGACAGUGACCAAAACUGCAGGUACGAAGCCUCUUAGUCCUAGAGAGGUAAUCACGGGAACUGUAGCCACGAAGCCUUGUAGCCCUAAAGAGGCAGUCACUGGAACUGUGGCCGCGAAACCUGCAGAUAGUCCUAGCAAGUCAACUGAAAUUGCAAAGACUUCAAGUCCUAACAAGACAAUAGCUGAAACUGUGACUGAGAAGUUGGGACCGGCCUAUGCCACGGUAUCAGAUACAACAUACGCAAUUGCCUCAAAGAUAGAAGGGCUCACUGUUUCAGCCCCUGCUGCUGUAUCCAAUGCAACCCAUGCCAUUGCCUCAAAGGUAGGCCUCGCUGUUGCAGCCCCAACUCCUUCAGAUAAAUCCCCGGAAGCUCCACACACUGUUUCAGCAUCAUCAGCUCUGCAGAACUCUUCAUCCCGGGCAACUCCACAAAUCUUGGCAGCCUCCGAGGGUCCACAACCUUUGUCAGCCCCUGCAGCUCCACAAUCCGGUAAGCACAGUGAUCAAAUAUGGGAUAAGGGUGUUUCUGUAAAGGAGUAUUUGAUUCAAAAAUUUGAGCCAGGGGAAGAUGAAAGAGCACUUUCGCAAGUGAUAUCCGAUGCAAUGAGUCCAAAGAAAGCUUCUGGUGGUGGUGAUGUUGGCAUGGUGGGGAAGGUGAAAGGGGCUAUAAAUUCCAUGCUUUGGAACGAGGAGCCAUCCGAAACCACUACCGCGCAAUCAGCCAUGGCCACAUCACCAAACUCGUCAGCCAUGAUGACUUCAUCACCGCGCAUUCCAGUCUCGACAAAUGCUCAUGAAGCUAUUGAGGAAGAAAAGAAGGGAAGAAUACUGCAGACUAAUUGAAAAGCGGAGUUCAACUGUUGAUAUAAAAAAAUAAUCCUCUAAAUAUUUUUGUACAAGUUUCUAUGCAUCAAUAAGUGUUUCCCAAAAUUCAUUUUACAAUGUUCAUGUAAGCCUUGUAUUUUUUUGCCAAUAAAACCAAUUUUGCAGCUCCAGAAAUUGAAGUUUUUUUCAUGAAAUAAUUGCACAGAAUACCUGUGAACAAUCUUAAAUAGUAAUAUGUAUUCACAAAUUCCCCCAAUAAUCUCGUCAAAAUAUUCUCACAAAAGAGCAAAGUGAAGUAUAAACAAGGGAAUUGAAUUCCGCACUUUUUUUUUUCUCCUCGCGCACUCUUCUAUUUGAUUUUUGUACAUUGAUGAACUGUUGGUUGCAGAAAACAUUUCCCUAGGACUGCCCUGGAUUCCAUCGGAUUGGCCUAAGUUGGAUUAAGUACUGCCCUUCAUUUGUUACUCUAUCGAACGAAAAAGUUGGGACUGUAAAAAUAGUGAUGAUGUGUAUUUGGUGCUAGAUCAACGGAGGGGGCAUAAAAAUUAGGGCGCCUUUACUAAACAUAGGUUACAAGUUCCUAAGUUCAGUGAGGCCAACCAAAUGAGUUCUUAAGUACUCUUUGCAGGAAUAAACGUCUAUCAAUAUUGUCUCAAUCCUGUCGCGAAUGUAAUGAUAACAUGUUGUGAAGUUUUGUUUGCGACAAUGACGACAUAUUAUCAACAACAUAACAUUCAGUUCUUGUUGACUUUUCAAUAGCCGGAGUAUCAAUAGCUAGUUUAAUAAUUAAAACGAAAUAAUUGCAAGAAUCUCCAUAGAAAUACAAGCAUGAAUUACAAAGAAAACAUCAAUAACCCAGCAAACAGAAUAUUUAUUUUCUUCAGCUCCAAUUACUCGUACUGACAGCUACCAUCGUCACUCCUUGCUGCUGGGUUAAAGUUUGCAGCUGUUCGAUCAGUGCAGCCUUCUGGGACUGGUACGUUAACUUGUUGGGCUGCCUUUCC
Messenger RNA from Pyrus x bretschneideri (Chinese white pear), 2729 nucleotides. Its product is annotated as low-temperature-induced 65 kDa protein. The transcript has 4 exons. The record is from RefSeq and is a predicted model, not a curated record. The coding region runs from base 373 to 1743 and encodes 456 amino acids. Gene Ontology annotation, biological process: response to abscisic acid. Lineage: Eukaryota; Viridiplantae; Streptophyta; Magnoliopsida; Rosales; Rosaceae.